This is a messenger RNA of Colletotrichum graminicola M1.001, 690 nucleotides long. RefSeq names its product DJ-1/PfpI family protein. NCBI's taxonomy places the organism in Eukaryota, Fungi, Ascomycota, Sordariomycetes, Glomerellales, Glomerellaceae. The record is from RefSeq and is a predicted model, not a curated record. Bases 1 to 690 code for a protein of 229 amino acids. The transcript is spliced from 2 exons.
AUGGCUCAGGAGUGUGAUCGCGUUGCCGGCGGGAAGCCUCUCAACUUCGGCGUGGUGCUCUUCCCAGCAUUCCAGGCGCUCGACGUCUUCGGGCCUCUGGAUGCUCUCAACUUGCUGUCCCGGUCUUACCACAUGAACCUCUACACCAUCGCAGAUACGCUAGACCCUGUGUCGACCAAGCAGGACACCACGCACCAGCCUUCCACCACUGACUCCGACUUCGGCCAGCGCAUCGUGCCGACUCAUACCUUCAAGACGGCCCCGCCCCUCGACGUCCUCAUCGUUCCAGGCGGACAGGGCACGCGGUACCCGAGCGUCAGCACAGCCAUCGACUUCGUCAGGCAAAGGUCCGAUUCGCUGCAGUACCUUCUCACCGUCUGCACCGGUUCGGGCGUGGCGGCGCGGGCUGGGGUUCUGGACGGGAGGCGAGCGACCACAAACAAGCUGUCGUGGAAGGAAACAAUCGCGCUGCGGCCCGAGGUGGAAUGGGUACACAAGGCACGGUGGGUGCGGGAUGGGCAUAUUUGGACAUCCUCGGGCAUCAGUGCCGGCAUCGAUCUGACGUUCGCCUGGAUCGGAGCCGUGUACGGCAAAGACGUCGCCAAGAACAUUGCCGACAGGAUGGAGUAUACCCCGGUCGAAGAUCCGAGCUGUGACCCCUUUGCGGGCCUUUGGGGCUCGAAGGAGUAG